UGUUUAGUUCGUUACUGCGUCCUGCGGAAUUCAGGCCCCAUCCUCCACAGCUGGGUUUCGGGUGUCUCGGUAACGUAAACGUCUGAACCCGGUUGUCGCUCUCGCUUUGAGACCGCCCCUACCGCCGAUGGCGGCGUCGCCAGAAGGCUCGGUUCGGUCCCGGGAGUCCGGGCCCGGUUCCGGUUAAAAUCGCUCCGACUCAGCUUGAACAUCUGGAAGUUCUCAGUUCAUUUACUGUGAAGCCCAGCUUGAAGAAUUUUGAGCAUCAUUUUGCUAGCGUGUGAGAUGAAUGCAGUUUUGGAGUAGUUUGAACAUUCUUUGGCACUGCCUUUCUUUGGGAUUGGGAUGAAAACUGAUUUUUUGCAGACCUGUGGCCACUGCGGAGUUUUCCAAAUUUGCUGGCAUGUUGAGUGAAGCACUUUCACAGCAUCAUCUUUUAGGAUUUGAAAUAGCUCACCUGGAAUUCCUUCACCUCCACUAGCUUUGUUCGCAGUGAUGCUUUCUAAGGCCCACUUCACUUCGCAUUCCAGGAUGUCUGGCUCCAGAAUAAUCUUACCUGAAGAAUCUAACAAACAGAGGAGGAAAGAAGAAGGAAUGGAGCUUUCCCAGGGACUGUUUACAUUCAAGGAUGUGGCCGUAGAAUUCACUCAGGAAGAGUGGGAAUGUCUGGAUCCUACUCAGAGGGCCUUCUACAAGGACGUGAUGCUGGAGACCUACAGGAACCUGCUCUCCUUGGGAAGCUAUUUUGCCACAUUUGCAAUCAAGGAAUUAUCAUCCCCCAAAGAGGACAUCAAUAAAGGAGAAUUAUGCCACCUGAUGACAUUAGAGAAAAAUGAAACUUAUGGCAUCAAGGAUUUUGACCUCAAGGAAGUCUGUCAAAAUAUGCAGGAGAGUGAGAGUGAGUGGGGAUGUGAUGCAAGAAAUGACAAAGAAGUGCUUUUGACCCACAACAAAAAUCUCAGUCAGAGGGAAGAUCAGGAUAAUAAAUCCUUAAUUAAUUUUCCUCAGAAUGUUUCUGUAAUAAGUAAUACAUAUGAAUAUUUCACGCAUGACAAGCCAUUCAUAAGAAAUUUGUUAAUGAAAUUUGAUAACAUAAUCAUCACUGGGAACAAUAUAAAGUGUUUGGACUGUAGAACUGGAGCAAGACUGCAGACACAGGUGGCUGAACUGCAGAGAUUUACAACUGAGGAGAAAAUGUGUGGAGGCACUCAAGUUGAGAAGUCAGUCGGCAACGGGUCCUCAGUUUCCCAACUUCAUCAAAUUCCUCCUAGUGUGGAAACCACUGUGUUAUCUGCCCAACACAGGAGAACACACAUUCAAGAAAAAUCUUACAACUGUAAUGACUGUGGGAAGGCCUUUAGCAAAAAAUCAAACCUCACAAAUCACAAGAGAAUUCACUCUGGACAGAAACCUUACAGAUGUAGUGACUGUGGCAAAGCCUUUAACCACCAGUCCCACCUUACAGCACAUCAGAGAGUGCAUGCAGAAGAGAAAGCAUGUAAAUGUGAUGUCUGUGGCAAGGUCUUUAGUCGAAAUUCACAUCUUGCGAAUCAUCAGAGGAUGCACACUGGAGAGAAACCUUACAAAUGCAAUGAAUGUGGCAAAGCUUUUACCCAAUUUUCACACCUUAGCAGACAUCAGAAGAUGCAUGCUGGAGAGAAACCACACACAUGUAAUGAGUGUGGCAAGCAUUUUACCCAGCGUUCAAACCUUAUGGCACACCAGAGAAUUCAUACAGGAGAAAAACCUUUUAAAUGUAAUAAAUGUGAUAAGGCUUUUAUUGAACGGUCACAGCUUUGGGGUCACGAGAGAACUCAUACUGGAGAGAAACUUUACAAAUGUGAUGAGUGUGGAAAAGCCCUUACAAGACAUUCAUAUCUUACACAACAUAAAACCAUCCACACUGGAGAAAAACCUUACAAAUGUAAUGAGUGUGGCAAAGCUUAUACCCAGUUUGCAAGUCUCACGAGGCAUCAGCGAAUCCAUACUGGCCAGAAACCUUAUAAAUGUAAGGUAUGUGGCAAAGCCUUUAACUGUAGCUCAAGUCUCACUCGACAUCAGCGAGUUCAUACUGAAGAGAAGCCUUUUAAAUGUACAAAGUGUGGCAAAGCCUUUAAACAGAGCUCAAGUCUUAAUCAUCACCAGCGACUUCGUACUGGGAAAGAAAAGCCUUAUAAAUGUAAAGAUUGUGGCAAAGGAUUUAUCAAAAUUACGAGCCUUACUCCACAUCGCCGAAUCCAUACUGGAGAGAAACCUUAUAAAUGUAAGGAAUGUGGCAAAGCCUUUACCCAAAAUUCAAGCCUUACUCAACAUCAGCGAAUUCAUACUGGAGAG
Messenger RNA from Dama dama (fallow deer), 2334 nucleotides. RefSeq names its product zinc finger protein 677-like. The transcript is spliced from 7 exons. The record is from RefSeq and is a predicted model, not a curated record. The annotation marks the transcript as partial. Gene Ontology annotation, molecular function: RNA polymerase II cis-regulatory region sequence-specific DNA binding; DNA-binding transcription activator activity, RNA polymerase II-specific. Gene Ontology annotation, biological process: regulation of transcription by RNA polymerase II. Gene Ontology annotation, cellular component: nucleus. Lineage: Eukaryota; Metazoa; Chordata; Mammalia; Artiodactyla; Cervidae.